AUGGCGGACAUGGAGGGCGGCAAGCCUGCUGGAAAGCCGGGCUCGAUUCCACAUAAGCGCCAGGUCAUGGACAAAGCUGGCAUCACGCCAGAAGUCCAGAACUGGAAUUAUGAAGGAAGUGGCACGCAAGAAGACCCUUACGUCGUGGUAUGGAUUGAGAACGACCCACGGAAUCCCAUGCUGUACAGUGAGACGAAGAAAUGGAGCUUAACGGCGCUGGUCGCAAUCGCCACAUUGGCAGUCGCGUUCGUGUCAUCAGCCUACUCUGGAGGUGCGCAGGAAGUCAUCAGAGAGUUUGGCUGCAGCCAGGAAAUCUUCACCCUAGGAAUCAGUCUGUUCGUGCUGGGCUUUGCCAUCGGACCUUUACUGUGGGCACCACUUUCCGAGCUCUUCGGCCGACAGGUCCUCUUCACAACUACCUACCUUGGCCUGACAGCAUUCAAUGCUGGCGCUGCCGGAUCGCAGAACAUCUGGACUCUCAUCAUCCUCCGAUUCUUCGCUGGUGCCAUUGGCUCGAGUCCACUUACGAAUGCUGGAGGUGUGAUCGCUGAUAUGUUCUCCGCAAAGGAGCGCGGUCUUGCCAUGUCCCUCUUCGCGGCCGCACCGUUCAUGGGUCCAGUCUUGGGUCCCAUUGUUGGAGGCUUCGUCGGGGAGACUGUCGGCUGGAGAUGGAUAGAGGGUGUCAUGGCCAUCUUCACCGGCGUUCUUUGGAUCGUCGGUACUCUCUUCAUCCCUGAGACUUACCCGCCAGUAAUCCUUCGUGCGCGUGCAAAGAAGCUUAGCGCCAUGACCGGGAAGGUCUACAAGACGAAAGGCGACAUCGACCAGGGCGAAACUACCAUCGGCGAGGUCUUCAAGACGUCACUUUCGCGGCCAUGGGUGCUUCUGUUCCAGGAGCCUAUCGUCUUCCUGCUAUCCAUCUACAUGGCUAUCAUCUACGGCACGCUGUACAUGUGCUUCGGUGCAUUUCCCAUCGUCUACCAGCAGCUUCGAGGAUGGUCUCCAGGCAUCGGCGGUCUGGCAUUCCUUGGUGUCGCAGUGGGUAUGUUGACCGCAGUCGCAUAUGCUAUCUUCGACAACAAGCGCUACUCCAAGGUCAGCGAUGCAUACGACGGCUUCGCGCCACCAGAGGCUCGCCUUCCACUGUGUAUGGUUGGUUCAAUCGCUGUACCCGUCGGUCUCUUCUGGUUUGCGUGGACGAAUUACCCAUCCAUUCACUGGAGUGUGUCCAUCAUUGCAGGCGCACCCUUCGGCUUUGGCAUGGUGUUGAUCUUCCUCGGCAUCAUGAACUACCUCAUCGACGGCUACACAAUCUUCGCCGCCUCCGUCCUCGCAGCCAACUCCGUCCUGCGAUCACUCUUCGGUGCGGCCUUCCCAUUGUUCACCACUCAGAUGUUCAACAACUUGGGUAUCCACUGGGCUUCGUCGGUCCCAGCGUUCUUGGCCUUGAUCUGUGUACCAUUCCCAUUCUUGUUCUACAAGUAUGGCGCCAAGAUCCGCGAGCGCUGCAAGUACGCCGCUCAGUCUGAGAAGUUCAUGCGCGAGAUGCAGAAGCAACACCAGGACGACGACUCUUCCGAAGACCACCCCACUCCAACGGAUCAGGAUGAGGCCGAAGACGAAGAGGAGACUACCCGUCACCAACACCCAACGGAGCCAGUCGAGGAGGUCGAGCGCCAGAACUCAAUCACCGAGUCCGAGAAGGAAGAAGAGUCAGCAGGCUUCAAGCCCAUCCGCACAACACAGAGCCGCACAACGCUCAACAGGAGGAACUCGCAGGGCUAUAUUGGCAAUCCUUUCGACCUGGAUCGUGUCAAUACCAGAGAGAGCUUCAAGCGAGCGGGAGUUGCGAGGUCAAAUUCGAAGAGUAGCUCGACGAGGACAGGACGGAGCAAGAGAUAG
Molecule: messenger RNA, 1902 nt
Organism: Fulvia fulva
Lineage: Eukaryota; Fungi; Ascomycota; Dothideomycetes; Mycosphaerellales; Mycosphaerellaceae
Product: Major facilitator superfamily multidrug transporter
Exons: 1
Coding region: 1-1902 (633 amino acids)
Biological process (GO): transmembrane transport
Molecular function (GO): transmembrane transporter activity
Source: RefSeq, a predicted model, not a curated record